CCGGCAUCGCCGGGCGUGCGGCUGCGAGGGCGUCUCGGGGGCUCGCGCUGGGGACCGCACCCUGGGGUCCUGCGGGGGGCCUGGAGUAGGGUGCCAAGGGAGGGUCGCGCUCCGCGCCUCCGCCGCCGGGGGGCGCUGCCGGCGGUCCCCGCGUCCAGGCGUGCCGCCGCCUGCAAGAUGUCGGUGUGCCGAAGCCAGCGGCCGGCGCGGCCCGGGACCCGCCUCACCUGGCUGCUGUGCUGCAGCGCCCUGCUGUCGCCCGCCGCGGGGUACGUGAUCGUGAGCUCGGUGUCCUGGGCCGUCACCAACGAGGUGGACGAGGAGCUGGACAGCGCCUCCACCGAGGAAGCCUUGCCCGCGCUGCUGGAAGAUUCUGGCAGCAUCUGGCAGCAGAGCCUCCCGGCCUCGGCACACAAGGAGGACGCGCACCUGCGGCCCCGGGCGGGAACCGGCCGCUCCAGGCCGCCCCCUGCGCCGCCGGGAAUGUUCUCCUACCGCCGGGAAAGCGGCCCCGCUGCGGGCGCGGCCCCUGGCCCGAGGCUGCACGCCGGCACCGCCCGCUCCCUGGCCCACGCCAGCGCCUGGGGCUGCCUGGCCACCGUGUCCGCCCGCGAGCAGAUCCAAGGACUGCCUUUUGGGAACUGCCUGCCCGUCAGUGACGGCCCCUUCAACAACAGCACCGGGAUUCCUUUCUUCUACGUGACGGCCAGGGACCCCGUGGUGGCCGAUCUGGUGAAGAACCCCAUGGCCUCGUUGACGCUGCCCGAAUCCGAGGGGGAGUUUUGCAGAAAGAACAUUGUGGACCCAGAGGAUCCCCGAUGUGUCCGGUUGACGCUCACCGGCCGGAUGAUGGUGGUGUCUCCAGAGGAAGUAGAAUUUGCCAAGCAGGCCAUGUUCUCCAGGCACCCAGGGAUGAGGAAGUGGCCUCGUCAGUACGAAUGGUUCUUUAUGAAGAUGAGGGUAGAACACAUCUGGCUUCAGAAAUGGUAUGGAGGAGUGAGCAAGGUUUCAAGGGAGGAAUAUUUCAAAGCUGUUCCCAGAAAGGCCUGAUGAAGUAAGAAGCAAGUCGUUGGUUUGCAUUCAAGUGCAAACAUUUUAAGGGAUGCCACCUGCUGGCUCCUGGCUGCUGUCUCUUUCUUGAAGGGCUCCUAGCAGCUCUGCCAACGCUGCUGCAGAAUGAGAGAGGGGGACCAGGCAGUGUCGCGCUAGACAUGAGAAUCAAGUGGCCAUUUGUAGACCACCCCCCAGUCCACACAGGUACUUCACAUAGAUGUCUUUGUUUACACUGUAUUCAACCUUGACUCUCCUGUUUGGAACCCAUCGUUGGUUGUCAAGAUGACAUAUUGAGACUGUGGCUGUUCCAUUCUUUAAAAAAAAAAUAAUGCUCUUACAUGGAACAUGAUUGCUUCAUACGGUGAGGGUGUUUUUGUUGCUUGCUGUGCCAAAAGCAGUGUCUUGGUUCUAAGCUCAUCGCAACCACAGAGGAGUAGCCUGUGCAUCACACUGCCACAACGCUGUGUUCAGGGUUAGGGGAGAUGACAACUUGUCCAUGGGUUGCUCGUCAUGUGACUGAAUUGCAAAGGCGUGACUUGAGUCCCAUUUGCCAGAAUGUCUGAGUUGCUUAUGGAGCCCUUUUCCCCCUGAACGUGACUGACCAUGUCAGGACAUCCAGUUUUGUGCACAGGCCUACUCCGUACAAGUGGAACACGGUUGUAAGUGAAAGUGAAUGGGGUAGCGUUGGCGUCACACUUGCUGGAUCCCUGCUGCUCAGAUUUCUGACAGAGACUCCAAAGAAGGAGCUCCUCACUCCUCAGUGUGGGCAGAGGAGAGGAGAGAGAGAGCAGAUUGGAAGCAAAGGCAAUCAGGGAGUGGAGGAAGGGAAGAUGUUACUCACCACGGGCCCACUGCCUGCCAGCCAGAAGUCAUCUCAUUUAAGCGCUACAAGAGUGAGAUGGCAUUGCCACUUUCAGACAGGGAAACUGAGGCCCAGAGAGGCCAAGUCAGCAUUCCAAGAUCAGACUCCAGAUCUCACUAGAAAUGAGAGAGAGAGUGACACCUACAUGACUUCUAGUUUCAAGAACAAGAGUUGCUGAAAUACACAGGUAGUCAUUGAUCCAGGAAAAUCAGUAAAGUGAUUGUGAAAAAGAAUGGCUAACUUGCCUGGAGAGGAUUUGCCACUGCUUCCAGGGUGAGUUAGGGGUGGGGAAUCUCUGAAAUUUAAUUCCUUAAUCAAAUUAAAACUUUCUACAACUCAUGUGUAGGAAUUCCUUGUGUUUGGAAAAAAAAAAAUUAGACCACAUUUGUGUACAUUUCGAGGGCCUGCCUGAACCUAUGUGAGUAUACCCAUGACUUUUUAUAGUAGAAACAUAAAAAGGAUCUAGCGGUACUGAAGUUUUCCAUCUUCCUACAAUGGCUAUAAACCCUCCAGUGGGUUAGGUGUGUUGUAUAGCAUAAAAACACAUCAUUAUGGAUAGGAAACAUACAUUGUUAAAUAAAAGUGCUAUUAAUGGUUUUACUUUUGUUCAACAAAAGAAGACUUGAGAGAGUUUGAGUUGUCUAAAUAUAUUUUAAGUGCCUGUUACUAAGCACAUGGUAAGAUGCACAGAAUUCUUUACUCGUCAUAUAAGCCAAUUUUCAAGUUUCUAGCAAUGACGAUUUCUAGUACAUAAGGAUGGGAGAACGUUUGAGGGUAUUUCCUAAAUUACUACAACCCUCAAUUUAGAAGGGGAAACCUGUAAGAACAAAAUUAAUGCUCAAAAAUGUGUCAUAAGCCAACUUCAGACCUUAACUCUUGGAGAAACACUGCCUUCUCAGCGCUGUCUUACAGAUCAUGUCCCUGUUCGAGGUUUGCUUUCAUAGUCAGGUUCUGUUUAGCUCAUUAGCGGUCACAGGUGCUUAAAAGGGCUUUGCAGAGUGGGUGUCGUUAACAAACACUGAUGAUUGUUGUCAGCUAUUUCUCCAGAUCACAGGAAAUGAAAUCUGGACCCGUGUGACAAGAAGAAUGUGGUUGAACCUUCAUGGGCUUGUGUCUGAUGGGUCCCCCUGGGGCAAGCACAUUUCAGCAAAUCCUUAGAACUUUACAUUGACUAAGCUUUUACAGGCUGUAUUGGAAGUUUUAGAUGUGGCAAUAAGGCAAGAAAAAAGAAAUAAAGUGAGAACAGAUUGGGAAGAAAGGAAGAUACCCCUAUUAACAGUUGACAUGAUUGUCUAUGUAGGGAUUCCAAAUAAGUUAUUUUUAACAAAUCAAAACACUCCUAGAACUAUUGAGUGCAGCAAGGUCUCAGCAUACAAGAUCAACACAGACAAUUUAAUUACAUUUCUAUAUACUGAUGAUGAACAUGUGGAAGCCAAAACUAAAAACAUAAUACCAUUUACAAUCACUCCCAAGAAAAAGAAAUACUUAAUUAUAAACUUAGCAAAGUGUGUUCAGGAUCUGUAUUCCAAACCUUGGACUAAAUUUCAUACCCUAUACAGAAAUCGACUCAAGGAGAUAAUAUUCCUAAACAUAAAAUGUAAAACUAUAGAGAAAAACCAGAGAGAAAAUUUGGAGGACUGAGGGCUGAACAAAGAGUUCUUAGACUUGACAUCAAAAGCAUAAUUCACAAAAGGGAAAUUGGAUAAAUUAGACUUUUUUGGCUUUUCAAAAGAUCAGGUUGAAAGGAUGAAAACACAGGACACAUACUGCGAGAAACUCUUCGGAACCACACAUCUGACAAGAGACUAGUACACAGAAUAUAUAUAGAACUCUCCAAGCUCAAGAGCUUAAAAAACUCCAAUUAGAAAAUGAAGAACAUGAGCAGACAGUUUAUUUCAAAAGAUACACAAACAGCACGUGUAUUCAGCAUAAUUCAUCAUGAAGGGUCUGCAAAGUAAAACCACAAGGAGCUAUCACUGCACGUCUGUCAAAGUCAGUAAAAUAAAACAGCGGCUACACAAAGGUGCUAAGAAACCAGACCCAUUGUAUACCACUGGUGGGAAAGGGGGAAUGUGAAAGGCAACAGCCACUCUGGAGAACCACUGGGCAUUUUCUUAUAAAACCAAACAUGCAACCAGCAAUUCUACUCCUGGGCGUUUGUCUCAGAGAAAGGGGAUCCAUGAACAUGGUAUCUCCCUGCUUUUGUGUAGGUCUUUCAUUUCAGACAAAUGAAAACUCACACACACAUAUCAGGUUUAUUCAUAAUAUUCAAAGGCUGGAAACAGCCAGACGUCCUCUGGUGAGUGGCUGGUGAAAUCACCAGUGGCACAUCCGCAGCUUGGAGUACUUACUCAGCAAGAAACAGAAACUAAUUACUGACACAGGCAACACCGUGGAUGAACCUCUAGAGAAUUAUGCUGAGUGCAGAGGGCCCAUUCUGGAAGUUUCCCCGCUCUAUGACUCUACCUACAUAAUCUUCUGGAAUGCAAGGUUACAGGAAUGGAGAGUAGAGUAGGGGCUACCAGGGACGAGGAUGAGAGUCAGAGAAGGGAAUUAACACGACAGAUAGAUAUGUUCAGUGUCUUGAUCAGUCAGUGUGAAAACUGUGGGUUUGUACUACAGCUUAGCAAGAUGUUGCCAUUGGGGGAAUCAAGGCAAAACAUACACAGGAUCUCUUUAUAUAAUUUUUUAUAGCUGCAUGUGAAUCCACACUGUGUUAGAAUCUACGAUUAUCUCAUAGGAAAAAAUUUAAUACAAACAAGAUGUAAGGGUUAGCUUAAGAAAGGCAUUUAUGCUCACUCUCUCUCUCUCCCUAAUAAAUGAGGAACUGAACUAUGUGCCAAAACUUAGCAGAAAGAGACAGUAUUUCUUCUGUUAAUCAUUAACAUGUGCAUUUGUGGAAGAGACAAAGACUUCUUGAGAAGUCUUCUAGAUGGGUUCAAUUUAAUAUUAACUACAAAGGAAUAAGAAUUUGACAAAUCCACUCUACCAAUUUUAUGUGGGACACUUCAAGAGGGAAAAAUAUCUUCAAGUUUCUGGCAUAAACAUGUUGCAUAAGCUCUGUGUGUGCUCUGUAAAGAAUGAUUUCCCACUGAUAUUUAUAACCAAGAACUAUAAUUCCAAUUAUCGUCACUCUAAAUAUUCUGAGAAAGAAUCCUUGUUUUGUUUCUUUAAAUAAACAGAAGUAUUUCAGGACCCUCAUGUUUUUAUUUACAAGCACUGUUCACACCCAUGGUGGAAUUCUGAUGCUAUUGGUUUCAAUAUGCCUCGGAUACUGUUUGUAAGAGCGUUGCUUUGAGGUUGAAAUGUAUUUCUAAACUUUUUUUUUUUUGGCGGAAGUCUGUAUUUGAUUUUUAAUAAUUUACCUAUCAAAUACCAUCCUGAAAAUAAAACCUCUCUAGAAUAAUUUAUUGAUUGUUGCUUACCUGAUUGCUAGAAUAUCAUUGUAAAAUGAACUGUAACCAAGUUAGGAUUUGUCUGUGCCAUAUAGUGCAUGUGCGGUGUAAAAUCUGUUUUCAAAACUAGAUAUGUCUAUUUAGCCAAAGUCUGUUUCAUUCCUGAUGUGAUCUCGUGCUCAAUUAAAUGAAAUUAUGACAUUU
Messenger RNA from Oryctolagus cuniculus (rabbit), 5514 nucleotides. It is a transcript of the gene CREG2, whose product is annotated as cellular repressor of E1A stimulated genes 2. Lineage: Eukaryota; Metazoa; Chordata; Mammalia; Lagomorpha; Leporidae. The record is from RefSeq and is a predicted model, not a curated record.